Molecule: messenger RNA, 5030 nt
Organism: Oncorhynchus keta (chum salmon)
Lineage: Eukaryota; Metazoa; Chordata; Actinopteri; Salmoniformes; Salmonidae
Gene: hspb2
Product: heat shock protein, alpha-crystallin-related, b2
Exons: 2
Biological process (GO): response to heat; protein refolding
Molecular function (GO): protein folding chaperone
Source: RefSeq, a predicted model, not a curated record
CUCUUACCCCCCAGGACCUCCUCACCCCCACCCUGUACCAUGGUUAUUAUGUCCGUCCAAGAAUCACCAAGCAGCUAGGGCGGGGCUUCUCUGAUAUAGAGGCGGAGCCAGGGAAGUGGACCGUUCGAUUGGACGUGUGUCAGUUCACUCCUGAUGAAGUCACUGUUCGCACUGUCGACAACCUACUGGAGGUCAGUGGUAACCACUCCCAGAGACAAGAUGUCCACGGGUUCAUCAGUCGGUCGUUUACGAGGACCUACAUACUUCCUGUGGGUGUCGACCCUCUACUGCUCUUCGUCGACCUAUCACACGACGGCAUCCUCUCUGUCUCCGCUCCCCGGACAACCCCCGACCCGCCCUCCUCACACACGCAUAUCAUACACACUCACACCGACAAGACAACCUAGUGACGACACACAGACACAACCAAAAUACGACUUAGUGUCUGUCCUCUGUCAUGGAUCAAUCCCAAUUCCCCCUAGGAUCAACCCCAACACCCUCUAGGAUCAACCCCAAUACCCUCUAGGAUCAACCCCAACACCCUCUAGGAUCAACUCCAACACCCUCUAGGAUCAACCCCAACACCCUCUAGGAUCAACCCCAAUACCCUCGAGUGUCCUCUGUCAUGGAUCAACCCCAAUACCCUCUAGGAUCAACCCCAAUUCCCCCUAAGAUCAACCCCACCACCCUCUAGGAUCAACCCCAACACCCUCUAGGAUCAACCCCAAUACCCUCUAGUGUCCUCUGUCAUGGAUCAACCCCAAUUCCCCCUAGGAUCAACCCCAAUACCCUCUAGGAUUAACCCCAACACCCUCUAGGAUCAACCCCAACACCCUCUAGGAUCAACCCCAACACCCUCUAGGAUCAACCCCAAUAUCCUCUAGUGUCCUCUGUCAUGGAUCAACCCCAACACCCUCUAGGAUCAACCCCAACACCCUCUAGGAUCAACCCCAACAUCCUCUAGGAUCAACCCCAAUACCCUCUAGGAUCAACCCCAACACCCUCUAGGAUCAACCCCAAUACCCUCUAGUGUCCUCUGUCAUGGAUCAACCCCAAUUCCCCCUAGGAUCAACCCCAACACCCUCUAGGAUCAACCCCAAUACCCUCUAGUGUCCUCUGUCAUGGAUCAACCCCAAUUCCCCCUAGGAUCAACCCCAACACCCUCUAGGAUCAACCCCAUAUCCCUCUAGUGUCCUCUGUCAUGGAUCAACCCCAAUACCCCCUAAGAUCAACCCCAACACCCUCUAGGAUCAACCCCAAUACCCUCUAGUGUCCUCUGUCAUGGAUCAACUCCAAUUCCCCCUAGGAUCAACCCCAAUACCCUCUAGGAUCAACCCCAACACCCUCUAGUGUCCUCUGUCAUGGAUCAACCCCAAUUCCCCCUAGGAUCAACCCCAAUACCCUCUAGGAUCAACCCCAAUACCCUCUAGUGUACUCUGUCAUGGAUCAACCCCAAUUCCCCCUAGGAUCAACCCCAAUACCCCCUAGUGUCCUCUGUCAUGGAUCAACCCCAAUUCCCCCUAGGAUCAACCCCAAUACCCCCUAGUGUCCUCUGUCAUGGAUCAACCCCAAUACCCUCUAGGAUCAACCCCAAUACCCCCUAAGAUCAACCCCAACACCCUCUAGGGUCAACCCCAACACCCUCUAGGAUCAACCCCAAUACCCUCUAGUGUCCUCUGUCAUGGAUCAACCCCAACACCCUCUAGGAUCAACCCCAAUACCCCCUAGUGUCCUCUGUCAUGGAUCAACCCCAAUACCACCCGGAAUGAGAUAUAUGGAACGCAGACCGUGGGGGAAAGCAGAAGGAACAGAGACUGUGGGGGUUAGUAGACUGUGGGGGAUAGGAGACUGUGGCGGAUAGGAGACUAUGGUGGAUAGAACAAGGACCGUAGACCAUGGGGGAUAGAACAAGGUACGCAGACCGUGGGGGAAAGCAGAAGGAACAGAGACUGUGGGGGAUAGGAGACUGUGGGGGAUAGGAGACUGUGGGGGAUAGGAGACUGUGGCGGAUAGAACAAGGACCGUAGACCAUGGGGGAUAGAACAGCAGACUGUGGGGAAUAGCAGACUGUAGGUGAUAGCAGACUGUGGGGGAUAGCAGACUGUAGGGGAUAGCAGACUGUAGGGGAUAGCAGACUGUGGGGAAUAGCAGACUGUGGGGGAUAGCAGACUGUAGGUGCUAGCAGACUGUGGGGGAUAGCAGACUGUGGGGGAUAGCAGACUGUGGGGAAUAGCAGACUGUGGUUGAUAGCAGACUGUGGGGGAUAGCAGACUGUGGUUGAUAGCAGACUAUGGGGGAUAGCAGACUGUGAAUGAUAGCAGACUGUGGGGGAUAGCAGACUGUGGGGGAUAGCAGACUGUGGGGGAUAGCAGACUGUGGUUGAUAGCAGACUGUGGGGGAUAGCAGACUAUGGUUGAUAGCAGACUGUGGGGGAUAGCAGACUGUGGGGGAUAGCAGACUGUGGUGGAUAGCAGACUGUAGGUGAUAGCAAACUGUGGGGGAUAGCAGACUGUAGGGGAUAGCAGACUGUAGGGGAUAGCAGACUGUGGGGGAUAGCAGACUGUAGGGGAUAGCAGACUGUAGGGGAUAGCAGACUGUGGGGGAUAGCAGACUGUGGGGGAUAGCAGACUGAGGGGAUAGCAGACUGUGGGGAAUAGCAGACUGUGGGGAUAGCAGACUGUGGGGGAUAGCAGACUAUGGGGGAUAGCAGACUGUGGGGAAUAGCAUACUGUGGGGGAUAGCAGACUGUGGGGGAUAGCAGACUGUGGGGGAUAGCAGACUGUGGGCGUUAGCAGACUGUGGGGGAUAGCAGACUGUGGAUGAUAGCAGACUGUGGGGGAUAGCAGACUGUGGGGGAUAGCAGACUGUGGUUGAUAGCAGACUGUGGGGGAUAGCAGACUAUGGUUGAUAGCAGACUGUGGGGGAUAGCAGACUGUGGGGGAUAGCAGACUGUGGAGGAUAGCAGACUGUAGGUGAUAGCAAACUGUGGGGGAUAGCAGACUGUAGGGGAUAGCAGACUGUAGGGGAUAGCAGACUGUGGGGGAUAGCAGACUGUAGGGGAUAGCAGACUGUAGGGGAUAGCAGACUGUGGGGGAUAGCAGACUGUGGGGGAUAGCAGACUGUGGGGGAUAGCAGACUGUGGGGGAUAGCAGACUGUGGGGAAUAGCAGACUGUGGGGGAUAGCAGACUGUGGGGGAUAGCAGACUAUGGGGGAUAGCAGACUGUGGGGAAUAGCAUACUGUGGGGGAUAGCAGACUGUGGGGGAUAGCAGACUGUGAGGGAUAGCAGACUGUGGGGGUUAGCAUACUGUGGGGGAUAGCAGACUGUGGGGGAUAGCAGACUGUGGGGAAUAGCAUACUGUGGGGGAUAGCAGACUAUGGGGGAUAGCAGACUGUGGGGAAUAGCAUACUGUGGGGGAUAGCAGACUGUGGGGGAUAGCAGACUGUGGGGGAUAGCAGACUGUGGGGAUAGCAGACUGUGGGGGAUAGCAGACUGUGGGGGAUAGCAGACUGUGGUUGAUAGCAGACUGUGGGGGAUAGCAGACUGUGGCGGAUAGCAGACUGUGGGGGAUAGCAGACUGUGGGGGAUAGCAGACUGUGGGGGAUAGCAGACUCUGGCGGAUAGCAGACUGUGGGGGAUAGCAGACUGUGGGGUAUAGCAGACUGUGGGGGAUAGCAGACUGUGGGGGAUAGCAGACUGUGGGGGAUAGCAGACUGUGGGGGAUAGCAGACUGUGGGGGAAUCCCAUUGAUGUGUUCUAUCAGGCCCACAUUGUGGUUUCUACAAUCCCAUUUGGAUAUAUUUGUCUGUUUUCGCUGCAUAAUAUUUAGAAGUUGUCUUUUUCGGGUUUCAAAUUUCUUUGUGCUCAAUGCCACCUCCCGUUCUGAUAAACUGGUAGCAAAGCCAGCAUAGAGAAGUCGGUGGUUGUAGUCAAAGCCGUUUUUAACUAGUGCAUUUGAUUGGUGACGAACAUGUACUGUAUAAGGGAUGGCAUCUUUACAAGCAUUAUACUCCAAUAUCUACCACAACGUAGUGUCAAAUACAUAUAUUAACAAUAGCCUAAAUGUAGGUUGAUUCUGAUGGCCGGUAAUGAGGAGAUUAGGGAUCUAUCCCCAACCGUUUCCAUGGUUUCUGUGGAACUCUUACAUAAUCUAUUAGAUCGGACAUUUCUGAAGAUGUAUAUUGUUGCUUAGUGAUGCUCUAGUCUACAAUAAAAUAUACCUAUUAUUACAAAAACAAUAGGUAUAUUUUAUUGUAAACUAGAGCAUCACUAAGCAACAAUAUAAAUUAGUGUUGUUUCUUAAACUAGAAUAUAGUCUAAUGAUCCCCAUAGAUCAUAAAUAAAUUAAUAAAUAAGGAUUGAGCUCUUGAAUUGAAUGGUUGAUUAACCGGAACUCACACAUGCUACUGUUGAAUGGUUGAUUAACCGGAACUCACACAUGCUACUGUUGAAUGGUUGAUUAACCGGAACUCACACAUGCUACUGUUGAAUGGUUGAUUAACCGGAACUCACACAUGCUACUGUUGAAUGGUUGAUUAACUGGAACUCACACAUGCUACUGUUGAAUGGUUGAUUAACUGGAACUCACACAUGCUACUGUUGAAUGGUUGAUUAACCGGAACUCACACAUGUUACUGUUGAAUGGUUGAUUAACCGGAACUCACACAUGCUACUGUUGAAUGGUUGAUUAACCGGAACUCACACAUGCUACUGUUGAAUGGUUGAUUAACUGGAACUCACACAUGCUACUGUUGAAUGGUUGAUUAACUGGAACUCACACAUGUUACUGUUGAAUGGUUGAUUAACCGGAACUCACACAUGCUACUGUUGAAUGGUUGAUUAACCGGAACUCACACAUGUUACUGUUGAAUGGUUGAUUAACCGGAACUCACACAUGCUACUGUUGAAUGGUUGAUUAACUGGAACUCACACAUGCUACUGUUGAAUGGUUGAUUAACCGGAACUCACACAUGCUACUGUUGAAUGGUUGAUUAACUGGAACUCACACAUGCUACUGUUGAAUGGUUGAU